AUGGCACAACCUAACCCUCUCCCAUUACGAAAGAGGAGCUCCUCUCCAAUUGAUCCGGACAUGUGGGUUGAAGUUGAACUGACCCCGGAGCCAUUAUCUGACGAGGUUUCAGCGGCGACGAUGCCGAGUGCGGAGGACGUGUCGAAUUGUGAUCCGAAGUCAUUUUGUCGUGGCUUCAAUGCACACUAUGGCCCGGGCGAAAUCCCUCUUCCACGUCUAGAGGAAGCACGCCGGCCCAUGUCGAGCAUUUCUUCCCUUCCCAUCGCGUUGCCACAGGAGCCAUCUCACAAUGCGCUAGCUGAGAGCAUCACUAUCGACAAAAGUAAAGAAACCGGUGGAGCUCACGGUCAAUGUCCCGAGCCGUUCUUUUCUGCUUCCGUUGGCCGCGAGUCUUCCCGGUCUCCUUCAUCGUCACACCCGUGGACCGCAAGAUGUGAGAUAGAUGGGCUCAGCUUGUCCCCCUCCGCCCCGGAGUCUUUAUCCUACGGCUGUCCGUUUCCACCCACCGAUGGAUUUUCUCCCUACUCCCGCCUUGGCCAAACUGGGAUCGACCCAGAAGCAUCACCGAAAUCCGCUGACGAAACCAACCGUGACAACUUCUCCCUGCUAUUCGUGCCACCAAUGCCAGACAAGUGCGCUCGGUCUUCGGCUUUGUCUAUCCCACCGUUUACGACGAGGUGUGUUCAGCCGACAGGCUUGCUGGGCCAUCCCGGGGCGGGCGCCAAACCGAAAAAACCCGCUUUUGAACUCGCUCAUAGCGCCCAUGGAAAAGCCUCGCUUUCACCCGAAAACUGGAAGAACCAGGGUGUCUUCUGCGAUGAGAACAUCGAGUGUCCCCCUCGACCACUGAGAAACGGCACGAUGCGGAAGACACGACCAAGACGUAGAACUUUCGCAACUGAGCCUCUGACGAAGACCAAAUCAAACGGCACCAGACGCAGACGCUCAGCCCUACCACCUUCUCAUGAGUCCGAUGAUACCUCCGGAGGCUCUGAGGAUACUCCAAGAACAUGCUCGGGUGCAGCGGAGUACAAGACGCCCGAUGGUAAAUUUGUUUGCCGUCGCAUCUGUACAGACACCCGAGUGGUGUGCGGAAAGAAGUUCCAGAAAUCGGAACGUCUGCACAGACAUUGGUCCACCCACGAAUAUUGCAAGCCUUAUCAGUGUCAAAUCUGUGAAAGAUGCUUCGGCAGAAUUGACAACUUCAUGCAGCACAUCAAAACUCACUGA
Messenger RNA from Puccinia triticina, 1230 nucleotides. RefSeq lists its product as uncharacterized. Gene Ontology annotation, cellular component: Ste12p-Dig1p-Dig2p complex; Tec1p-Ste12p-Dig1p complex; nucleus. NCBI's taxonomy places the organism in Eukaryota, Fungi, Basidiomycota, Pucciniomycetes, Pucciniales, Pucciniaceae. Gene Ontology annotation, biological process: sexual reproduction. The record is from RefSeq and is a predicted model, not a curated record. The transcript is spliced from 5 exons. Gene Ontology annotation, molecular function: DNA-binding transcription factor activity. The coding region runs from base 1 to 1230 and encodes 409 amino acids.